Molecule: messenger RNA, 1719 nt
Organism: Aphanomyces astaci
Lineage: Eukaryota; Oomycota; Saprolegniomycetes; Saprolegniales; Verrucalvaceae
Product: NADH dehydrogenase [ubiquinone] flavoprotein 1, mitochondrial
Exons: 4
Coding region: 132-1634 (500 amino acids)
Biological process (GO): mitochondrial electron transport, NADH to ubiquinone
Molecular function (GO): FMN binding; NAD binding; NADH dehydrogenase (ubiquinone) activity
Source: RefSeq, a predicted model, not a curated record
CGGAUAGAUCAUCCUGUAUAUUUAAAUAUACUUUGUUUCACAGGUGCUUCGCGGCCCACGAUUGGUCCGCUGCAAUUGUGUGGCGCAAAGGUGGUGACUUCUGUGACUUUCGAGCGCUGGUGCCCAGGAACAUGCUGUCCACGGCCAAGUUGACCCGCGCCGUCGCGCAAAAGCUCAAGUCGCAAGUGCGCUUGUUUCAAUCGUCCGCGGUGUUGAACAACGUCCAAGGAGAAGCGCCUCCUCUUACCCGUGUGUAUGGAGGUUUGAAGGACGAAGAUCGUAUCUUCACCAACUUGUACGGUGAACAAACCUGGCGUGUGGAUGGUGCGUUGCGCCGCGGCGACUGGCAUCGCACCAAGGACUUGCUGUGCAUGGGUCCUGAAUGGAUCAUCCAGGAAAUCAAGGACUCUGGCCUACGUGGCCGUGGCGGGGCCGGGUUUCCCUCUGGUCUCAAGUGGUCGUUCAUGCCCAAGCAAACCGAUGGUCGUCCGUCGUUCUUGGUCGUGAACGCCGAUGAAUCUGAACCGGGCACGUGCAAGGAUCGCGAAAUCAUGCGCAAGGAUCCGCACAAGUUGGUGGAAGGGUGCUUGAUCGCCGGGUUCGCCAUGCGUGCGCGCGCCGCGUACAUUUACAUUCGCGGCGAAUUCUUCAACGAAGCCAUCAUCUUGCAAGAAGCCAUUCAUGAAGCGUACCAAAAGGGUUUCCUCGGCAAGAACGCGUGCAACUCAGGCUACGACUUUGACGUGUACCUCCAUCGCGGCGCUGGCGCGUACAUUUGCGGCGAAGAAACCGGCUUGUUGGAAAGCUUGGAAGGCCGCCAGGGCAAGCCUCGCCUGAAGCCGCCCUUCCCGGCCAACACGGGGCUGUACGGGUGCCCGACGACCGUGACGAAUGUGGAAACAGUUGCGGUCGCGCCGACGAUUCUCCGCCGCGGGGGCUCGUGGUUUGCCGGUCUUGGCCGCAAAAACAACGCCGGCACCAAGUUGUUUUGUAUUUCGGGGCAUGUCAACAACCCGUGCACGGUCGAAGAAGAGAUGAGCAUCCCCCUUCGCGACCUGAUCGAAAAGCACUGCGGUGGCGUGCGCGGCGGCUGGAGCAACCUCCAGGCGUGCAUCCCCGGCGGGUCCUCGGUGCCCGUGAUGGACGAAGCCACGUGCCAGAACAUCCACAUGGAUUUUGACGACUUGAAGAACACGGGCGGGUCCGGCUUGGGCACGGCCGCGGUCACGAUCUUUGACAAGUCGGUCGAUAUGGUCGGCGCCAUCCGUCGGCUGUCGCACUUCUACACGCAUGAAAGCUGCGGCCAAUGUACCCCUUGCCGCGAAGGAACGGGGUGGAUGGAGAGCAUCUUGACGCGCAUGGAGACGGGCAAUGCCGAGUUGGAAGAGAUCCCCAUGUUGGAGGAAAUCUCGCGGCAGAUUGAAGGCCAUACGAUUUGCGCGCUCGGGGACGCCGCCGCGUGGCCUGUCCAGGGGUUGAUCAAACGUUUCAAGCACAAGCUGGUCGAACGCAUUGAAAACCCCGCUAGUUUCAACAAGGCCGACUACUUCCAAAAGGCUUGGCCCGGUGCCAAGUUCCAAAACCAGGACUGGGUCAACAAGUACGCUGACGGAUCGGCCUACGCCAAGCAUUAACGACUUGAGAUGGAUGAUACAUAUCCGAACAUGAUCUUGCCCGAUAAUGCAUAAUACAACACGGCAAUGUGGAUGAUGAUGGUGA